AUGGUGCUACUCCAGUGCAGGCAUGGAACCUCUUUCCCUAAGCUAGAUCGCCUGGUAUCCGUUGGACAAAUGAAGAUCCUCAUGGUCUUUCUAGCUCUGCUUGGUAACUCCACUGCUAUGCCAAUGCAAAUGCCCCGGAUGACCAGAUUUAGCAGUAAAAGUGAGGAGAUGAUGCGAUACGGUCAGUUCAACUUCAUGAACUCUCCACAUAUGUCACAACUUGGCCCCAUGUAUGGAAAUGGCCUACAGAACCCUCAGCUCUUCCCACAGUACCAGAUGCCCAUGUGGCCACAGCCACCACCACCCUGGCAUCCACGGAAACCUUCAUCUCCCUCAGGAUCCAAACGCCAGAGCAAGACUGAUCAAACCCAGGAGACCCAGAAACCCACCCAACCUCAGCCAAAAAAGCCACCCCCAAAGCGGCCUCUAAAGCAGUCUCCACAGGCCACACCUCAGCCCACAGAGGAAGCUCCCACCCCUCAGGCAUUCCCACCAUUUAACAAUGGGCUAUUUCCCUACCAACAACCACCAUGGCAAAUCCCACAGAGGGUACCACCAGGUUAUGGACGCCCACCAAUCAGCAAUGAAGAAGGAGGGAAUCCUUACUUUGGAUAUUUUGGCUAUCACGGAUUCGGGGGGCGUCCUCCUUAUUAUUCAGAAGAGAUGUUUGAACAAGAUUUUGAAAAACCGAAAGAAAAAGAUCCCCCUAAAAAAGAGACUCCGGCCGCUGAUCCCACCACGAAUACCACUAUUCCCGAGACGAACGCCACCCAAUCGAACGCGGCGAGUGCCGGCGGGAGCCAGGUGGGAAACGACACCACCACCCCGGGACACGGCCCGGGCGCAAACCCCACGGCGCAAGACGGGGUCGGUUCACCCCCGGCAGUGAAUGCUUCCAAUCAGGGGGGCCCGGGAAACCGAACGCCCUGGGGCCCGCGGCAGCCAAACGUUUAUGGAAAUUAUCCCAAUCGGAAUCCAGGCGGCCGAGGUGUUCCUGCGGGAAGACAGUGGCGCCCCGCGGGGCCCGCCGCGGGGCACAGGCCCUAUGGGCAUGGGCCUUUUUACCGAACUCACCAGGUGCCCAGGGGUCCUCGUCGCAACACCUUCGCUUGGGCAGGCAAACAAGCGCCCUGGCCGGGAAACCCAGCUUAUCGCAAAGCGUACGCUUCGAUUUCCAGAGGCAAUGCUCCCAAUCCUGCCAGGAAUCCAGCAAAUUUCCGAAGAAAACCCCAAGGGCCAAAUAAACAGCCUAUGGGAGGCAAUGUGGCCCAAACUUUGGCAACCAAACCUGGUACUGUUGUCCGCAACGAAAAAAUCCAAAAUCCGAGGGAAACGCCUCUCGGUCCAAAAGAAAGAAUCGUUGUUCCUACAAAGGAGCCAACUGCCCCCUGGAAGAACUCUCCAGACGAUGGGGUUAAUAAACCAAGUUAUAAACCGCCUCAUUCUGAGGGUAACAGGCCAGUCCCAAGCUUUAAUUCCAUUGAUCAACAUGAAAACGUCUAUUACCCAAGAGGAGACUCCAGCAGAGUCCAAAAUGCUGAUGGCCAAGCCCCAAACCAGCAGUUGCCCAAAGGAAUUGUUUUAGAACCAAGAAAAAGCCCAUAUGAAUCAGAGACUAAUCAACCAGAAUUAAAGCCCAGUGCAUACAAUCCCAUAUACCCUGAGGAAAUCCCUUUCCCUGCAGGGGGACGUUUUCCUCCAGGAAGAAACCACUGGACCCAUGGAGAACUCUCUCCCACUCUGCAGGAGGCUCUGGGAAGGCAGGAAGGACCCUUGCCUCUUCCUUCCCAGGGCUCUAGAGGAAGUGUUUUCUACUCUGAAUAUAACCCCUACCACCCCAGGGAAAACUCACCCUACCUCAGGAGCAACACUUGGGAGGAGAGAGGUGAUCCUCCAAAUACCAGGGGGCAACCAGAAAACCGACUGUACCGCAUGAAUACUCCAGAUCGGAAAGAGAUAGUCCCUUAUAAUGAAGAGGACCCAAUUGAUCCAACUGGAGAUGAACCUUUCCCCCGACCAGGGAGAUGGGGUGAGGAAGAGUCUAGCUUUAAAGGUAGCCCAACUCUUAGACACUAUGAAAGCCAACGAUAUGCCUCAAACCAGCCAAAAGAUUAUCUUCCUUAUACCUUAGAAAAUCCCUCCAAACCCAGAGAGGAUUUUCCAUAUGGUGAUUUUUACCCCUGGGGCCCAGAUGAUCAUUUUCCACCAUACAAUACAGUUCCUACUAUACUGCCACCUGUGGAAAGCAGGGGCUAUUACAUGGAGAAUGCUGUUCCACCAGAAGAAAGCCCUGUGUUUCCCUCCUGGGACUCCUGGGACCGAAGGAUUCAGACCGAUGGGCCCAAAGAAAGAGGGCAGUAUGUUAAUAGAAAUUUCUGGGACCAGACAACAAAUGUAUACAAUGCUCCAGCUAACCCACUAGACCACAGACAGAACCAGCCCUACUCCAGUAACUCCCCAGCUGGGCUUCGGAAAAACCCAACGUGGCUUGAAGAUGAGACCUUGAACCAUGGCAUGCAAAUGACUAGGUUAAACUCACCAGAUGGGGAGCAGGUAGCUUUCCCAAGCUUAAUGUCUCAAAGUUAUCCACCUGAACAAAAAGAAGCAAAUUCAUUUCACCCAAGCCAAAGAAGUCCCUGCUGUGCUGGUGGGGCCACGGGUCCCAAGGAUAAUCCACUUGCUUUACAAGACUAUACUCCAUCCUUUGGUCUUGCACUAGGGGAGAACCAGGACACCAGCCCGCUAUAUACAGAAGGGACUCAUACUAAACAUGCAAGACACAUCGUGUCCCCUACAAGUGUUUUGCCUGGUCAAAGAAAUAGCUCAGAGAAGAGGCUGCCUGUGGAAAGCCAAAACCCAAGUCCUUUUAGAGAUGAUGUGGCCACUCUGAGGAGGAACACGCCGUGUUCUAUAAAGAAUCAAUUGGACCAAAGGGGCAUACUGCCAUUUCCUCAAUCAAAAAGCACACCAUGUCUCAAAAGUGAUUUUGGCGGAGAUGGGACCAACAUUGUGGAUCAAAUGUUUGAGGGCAGCCAACCCAAUGAAAGAACUGCAGACCUUACCCCUGAGCAGCUUGUGCUAGGUACCCCCGAUGAAAAGUCCCAACCAGAAGCAAUCCAAAGUGAAGUACCAGGAAGUGAGGGUGAGAGGCAGCAACAAAGGCCCUCUAGCAUCCGACAGUUACCGUGCUUUGGCUCCAAAUUAGCCAAGCAUCACUUCUCCGGUACUGGAGCUCCAUCUAGCAAUGGAAGGCAAGACCCAUUUGUAGGCGAUCCAAUUAUGCCAACUGAAAAGCCAAACACAUUGGCUGAUUUAGCUACUGAGGCACCUUUUAACAGUGCAAAUGUAAACACACUUAACGAAGGUGAACAUCCUCCCUUGGAGCCCUUUUUAAAAGGGACUGAUCCAGAGGACCAGGUACAAGACUGUUUAUUACUUCAGGCUUAG
Echinops telfairi (small Madagascar hedgehog) is the source of this 3447-nucleotide messenger RNA. RefSeq names its product enamelin (gene ENAM). The record is from RefSeq and is a predicted model, not a curated record. NCBI's taxonomy places the organism in Eukaryota, Metazoa, Chordata, Mammalia, Afrosoricida, Tenrecidae. The transcript is spliced from 9 exons. Bases 1 to 3447 code for a protein of 1148 amino acids.